UUUUAGAGGGGUUUGAGACUUUUUCUGUUUUUAAAGUUGAAAAAUACUUCCAAAACCUGAGCCAAAUAUAGAGAAUGAAUUCCCAAGUGAUUUUUUGCUUCACAUUUUGUUAUUUGUAGGGACUAAAUCUGUAGCGCGAAUCGACUUUGAGUCCCUAAAUUCAUGGACCUCUCUCGCAAGCUGUAAUCGCCAUUGACGUUAAGAUGGAUUGUCAAAUACGGGCCAACGGCCAGAAUACCCAGUUGAAAUCAUAAGGGCCUCUCUGGUGUGUUAUUAUUUAGCCCAAACCCAAAAGAGCCCAUUCCUUAUCCAGUCCAUGACUGAUAGUCUGAUAGAACAGUCAGUGACUAGCUAGCUCCCGAAUUCCAAUUGCUCUUCUGCAAUCUCUGCUUUUGUUCCCGGCUUUCUUCGCUUCAGCUCAGUCUUAUUCCAUCUGUGACUGUCACGUCGGAGAACCUCCCACUGCGGCAUAACAAGAAUUGAAUAUAAAGGGUAGGAGCGUCGAAGUGAAUUUUCCAUGGUUACUUUCUGUUGCUAAAUCGGCGGCUAAGUUUGUUGAUCCUGAUUGUUCACCAGGUGUUCGACGAAUUGCCUCAGUGAAGUUUGAGUGCUUGCUGCUGCACUAUCGUCGUUGUAGUUGGUUCUGUUCUUCUUUCUUCUUUUUUUUUUUUUUCUGUCAAUUCGGAGGAAUGGAUAAUAGCAAGAGCGAUGAUGAGGUUAAGAGGGCGCGGCUUAUGGAGGCUCGCGCCAGAAGCAUCAGUCACAAUGUGAGGUGCACGGAGUGUGGGAGUCAGUCCAUCGAAGAAUCUCAAGCCGACAUAGCCGUUCUCCUCAGGAAGUUGAUCCGUGACGAGGUCUGGUCUGGGAAAUCUGACAAAGAAAUCUUCAAAAAGCUCGAGGAUGAAUAUGGAGAGACAGUUCUCUACGCCCCAAAGUUCGAUUGGCAGACUGCAGGGAUAUGGUUGUCCCCGCUUUUAAUUGCAGGUGCUGCUGGAGGGAUAUGGGCUUACAGAAGGCAUAGGCAAAAUACUAAUGUGCAUAUCAUGGCUCUGAAUCUGGUCAGGGGCGUUGCAUUAACACCAAAAGAGAAGGAGACCAUGUUGGAGAUUCUAACACCUCCCCCUGCAGAACGAACCCCUCUUUCAUCUUGGUGGAAAAAGUGGAGAGCUUGACAGAAAAAGGGUAUGUCUUCUGUCGAUUGGUAGCCACAGUCAAGUUGAUUGCAAUGACAUACUGGUGCAAAGAAUCAAGAUUUAUGGUGUGGCAAUGCUGGAGUUAGUGAGACGAUGUAAAGAGCAAGCAGCUUUUGCCUCUGCACCUCAGUAAUAGUAGUCUUAGCUAUGUAUCAAUGUUUGUUGAGAUUAUACUUGCAUCGUUUGAAAGUUCUCUCCCUUGUAAUUCCUGCAUUUGAAUUUAAUGGCAGCAUCUGAAUUAUCAUUCACUUGAAUUUAAUGCAAGCAUCUACAUUAUCAUAAAACAAUAUUCUCGUAAGACUGUUUUUCAUAUUAUGGUCAACAAACGCAAACAAAACUGAAUUGAACUUUCCAUAUUCCUCUGUCUCGUUUGGUGCUUCUUCGAACCAAAUGCACUUUGCUUGAUAAUCAUGUGAGAAUCAUUUGAUGAAGAACGAUGUGUGGCAUUGCUUUCGAAAUGGUUGGUUAUAUGAAAUACUGGGUUACAUUGUUAUAACCAAGUUGCAGGAGGGAAAAAGCUUAUGCUGAACCUCAUUGAUCAGGGAUUACUUGAUGGUCUCUACAGGAGUUAAACAUUAACUGGCUUCAAUGAAAAUGGUCUAAUGUC
Linum trigynum is the source of this 1800-nucleotide messenger RNA. The record is from the annotation of a GenBank genome assembly. NCBI's taxonomy places the organism in Eukaryota, Viridiplantae, Streptophyta, Magnoliopsida, Malpighiales, Linaceae.